GUCAACACUUCCGGUUCCCACGCGAACAAAUGCGGGGAAAUUAAUGGGGAAAGAAUAGGACAGAGCACCAUAGAGAUUUCGAAGCUGGGAGCGGCUUUCAAGUGAGAACCGGAAGAGGACAGUACAUUGAAGGCAAGGAUUCCUGAUGAUCUGAAGCUGAGGAGUUUGCCAAGUCAGGCAUCCUGAUGAUUUUUAUAGGAAGGAGGCACCUGCUGCAGUUAUGCGAGAGGAACGUCUUCAGGAAAGGCUUGAAGCAGAAGAACCCAAGCAGAGGUUUACUUUGGAGGUGCUGCCAUCAUGGAGCUUCAAGUCAACUCCUGCCUCCGGAGAUGAGAGCCUUUCUGGAGGACAACACUGAAGUUAUCAAUGGUGGGAACCUGACGCCGGAAAUAAGUUUGCGACUGAUGACAUCUCGCUGCCACUUUUGGCAUGAAAAAGCUGCCUUGUGGCCCUAUGGAGAGCCCUACUGGGCCUUCUACUGGCCAGGAGGCCAAGGACUAGCCAGAUACCUUCUUGAUAAUCCCAAGAUUGUUAGAAGAAAGAAGGUUCUAGAUCUGGGCAGUGGCUGUGGAGCGACUGCCAUAGCGGCCAUGAUGAGUGGAGCAUCGCAGGUUGUGGCCAAUGACAUUGAUCCUGUUGCAGCAGCUGCCACCGUGCUCAAUUGUGAAUUGAACAAUGUGAAUCCUUUCCCUGUUCUAACGGAGAACCUGAUUGGUACAGAGAUAGACAACUGGGACCUCAUUGUCUUAGGGGACAUGUUUUACAGUGAAGAGCUUGCAGAUAGCCUUCACCCAUGGCUGAAGAAAUAUGCUCAGACUCCUGGGACUCAAGUAUUAAUCGGGGACCCUGGCAGACCUCAUUUUGUGACCCACCGAAUUCAGAAAGAGUUGCACAGAAUCAGUGAAUAUGUCCUCCCUGAGGCAACGGCCCAAGAAAAUAAUGGCUCCACCAGCACUGUUGUCUGGCACUACCAACCUGGACUCUGAAGUGGAUUACUUUUGUAAUUGUAGUUAAGUGGCAAGAGUUGAACUACUUAGACUGGAAGCCCAGAUUGUUUGGUGACAUCACUUGCAAUUCACUGUGCCUAAAUGACUCAUCCCAACUGAUGAUACAACUCAAGAAAAUAGAACAAAAAC
Messenger RNA from Anolis sagrei ordinatus, 1136 nucleotides. RefSeq names its product electron transfer flavoprotein subunit beta lysine methyltransferase (gene ETFBKMT). Lineage: Eukaryota; Metazoa; Chordata; Lepidosauria; Squamata; Anolidae. The record is from RefSeq and is a predicted model, not a curated record. Gene Ontology annotation, cellular component: mitochondrial matrix. Gene Ontology annotation, molecular function: protein methyltransferase activity.